Scomber japonicus (chub mackerel) is the source of this 3699-nucleotide messenger RNA. It is a transcript of the gene ptp4a2b, whose product is annotated as protein tyrosine phosphatase 4A2b. Lineage: Eukaryota; Metazoa; Chordata; Actinopteri; Scombriformes; Scombridae. Gene Ontology annotation, molecular function: protein tyrosine phosphatase activity. Gene Ontology annotation, cellular component: nucleus. The transcript is spliced from 7 exons. The coding region runs from base 407 to 931 and encodes 174 amino acids. The record is from RefSeq and is a predicted model, not a curated record. Gene Ontology annotation, biological process: protein dephosphorylation.
GCCACAUUGAAGAGGAACAAAAAAGGCGACCUGACAGCGGUUACUGCACUCCCUCCACUUUCUCCGGGGUAGUCACGGGAUUUCAAUGUUCAGCCUGCUCUUUGGUUUCAGUGUUGACUUGAGCCGUACCUAUAUGGCGUGUGUGAGCGGAGAAUUUUGCCAGGCACAGCACCUCACCUCCGUGGAGAAGUGAAUCGGCCGCCCCCCGAGGGACUACGCUACCCAGAAACCCCCCUGACUGCCAGCACACUAGGAACUGCUGACUCUUCCAAAGGCCUCCCCCUCCCUACCUCCCCGGGAUAUUGCGUAGUCCUUGGCCCGACUGCCCUGCCGUGUCCCAACCAAUACGAAAGACCUUUGCUUUCCACUUUCUCCUCGAACAGCCAAUCACAAACAGCUCUCCUGAAUGGGCCGUCUCGCCAACAUGAACCGCCCCGCUGCAGUCGAGAUCACCUACGAGUGCAUGAGGUUCCUCAUCACCCACAACCCCACCAACGCCACGCUCAACAAAUUCACAGAGGAACUGAAAAAGUUUGAGGUGAACACGCUGGUGAGAGUUUGUGAUGCCACCUAUGAUAAGGCUCCAGUAGAGAAGGAGGGGAUACAAGUCCUGGACUGGCCUUUCGAUGAUGGCGCCCCUCCUCCCACCCAGAUUGUGGACGACUGGCUCAAGCUGCUCAACAACAAGUUUCGAGAGCAACCCGGCUGCUGCAUCGCUGUGCACUGUGUGGCAGGGCUUGGCCGAGCUCCAGUCUUGGUGGCCUUAGCCCUUAUUGAGUGCGGGAUGAAGUAUGAGGAUGCUGUGCAGUUCAUAAGGCAGAAGAGACGUGGAGCCUUCAACUCCAAACAGCUUCUUUACCUCGAGAAAUACAGACCUAAAAUGCGUCUGCGGUUCAAGGAUACCAACGGCCACAACUGCUGCGUGCAGUAGGCUACCUGUCAGUGCAUCUUUCUAUGCACACCUAGUGGGGAAUCUUCCGACCAGGGGAGAUAUAAAAAAAAAAAAAAAAAAAAAUGAAGAGAGUGCUAUCAGUAAUUAUUGUGAUGAUUUGUUAACACUGAGUCAUGGUUAAUUGAUCAGAAAAGCAAGCGAUCGAAUGAAUGAAUCCAGAUCUGGGGAUCCACCAGCCGAACCAAUGAAUGGAAGGUCAAAGCACACAGAUAGGCCCGCUUCCCGGUUAUACUGUCAACCACGGGCCAGAAUUUUUUCAACUUGAGUCCAUCCUGUUUCCUCUUUUUUUUUUUUUUUUUUGUUUCAGUUGUAAUCAUGGGAUAACAUUUUUCCAUUUUGUGAUUUUUUUUUUUUUUUUUUUUUUUAAACACACAAACAGUGCUGAUGAAAUGUUAAAGCAUAUUCUUAAUUUUUAUUUCCACAAAUUAUUGAUAUAAUAAGAUUGGGCCAGAAUAAUGUAUCUUUUUAAAAACAUUUUUAAACUUUGAACACAUUGUGACUGUCCAUUUUGGUAUUGGGGUAUUUUUUUGUUGUUUUUUUUUUGCACAAAAACUAAAAGGUUCACCUGAAAAUGCAGUAAUGUUUUCCUUUUACCCUUCACUUGCUUAAAGUCACUUUCAGUUUAGGGGUUCACUGAGUUUGAAUAUGUCUGCAAUAUUUAUUCACAAGAUGAUAUGUGUGGCCGUUAUGAGUUUGGCAGGGGCAAGGACACUUUGUUUUCCAAUAGUUUUGUUUUCUUUUUUUAAAAUCCUCUAAGAGCCAUGUCUUUUUUUUUUUUCUCGUUUUCUUUUUUUAUUACCUUGUUGGAGUGCAAUAAUCAGUCCACCUCAAAAGCCCACCAAACCCUGCUGACAUCCCACACACACAUACACACAUACACACAUACACACACAAACACACAAACACAAACACAUGCGUGCACACACACUUCAGAUUCACAUCCGGGCAGUAAAACAGGAAAAACUUGGCAACCUCUGUGAUAGGUACUUCUGCUUUCAUUCAUUCUCCUCUACAGGGCAACAAUAGGACUUCCCUAAUUAUGUGUAUUUAAACUUAUACACAGUGGAAAUAAAAAGUUUACGCACCCUUAUGAAAUUGCAGGUAUUUGAAAUGCAAAAACAGAAAUAUCAAUGUAAAUGUCAGACUUGUUCCGUCUUUAAUGUGCUCUUCCAACAAACAAUAAAUUAGGAGAAAAACAAUUAUUAGGAAUAUUUAAGAUUAGAAAAACUACAACAGCCUGAUUGCAUAUGUUUUCACACCCUUUCAUAAUGGGGGCUCUAGCUGUGUCCAGCUGUGUUAACCAAUCACACUCAUAAUAAUGCCUUUAGGUAAAUAGUAUUCACCCACCAUCAAUGAAAGUGAUUCUGAUUAAAACCAGAUAAAAGUCAGCUGUUACUGUAGGAUCUGUUUGUGGUUGCAUCGUACUGGGGGAGCCAUGGUCUGUUAAGAGCUACCAAAGAAGCAGAUCUAAUUGUUGAAAAGUACCAAUCAGGACAGGGAUAUAAAAUAAUAUUGAAUAUUGAAGGCAUUGGAUGUACUAUGGAGCACUAUCAAAACCAUCAUCAGUAAGGGAGAAAAUGUGGUACCACAGAGACAUUGCAAAGAAGAUCAGGAAUACCCUCCAAAGGUAAUGGGAGGACAGUGAGAAAACUUAUCAGGGACGCCAGCAAAAGGCCAACAGCAUCACUGAAGGAACUCCAGGAAUUUCUGGCAGGUGCUGGUCACUCUUUGCGUGUGACCACCAUCUCCAGUAUUCUGCACAUGUCUGAAAUAUGGGGUAAGGUAGUGAGUCAGAAUCCCUUUCUUCCAAAAAGGAUUAUCCAACCAUAUCUGAAUUAUGCCAAUAGAUGCUUUCAGUCAGCCCAAACCAUGUGGGUAAAUGUGUUAUGGUCUGUCAAGAACUUUUUAGCCUUAAUUGUAAAAUAUAUGUUUGGUGUAAAGCCAAUCAAGCACAUCAUCCAAGGAACACCAUACAGACUGAAUGCUUUGGGGCUGCUUCUCUUCAGCUGGGUCAGGGGCUUUUGUCAAGAUAUACGGGUAACGAAUAGUUCCAGAUAUCAAGAUAUUUUGGCACAAAACCUGCUGGCCUCUGUCAGAAAGCUGAAGAUGAAGAGGAAUUUCACAUUCCAUCAUGACAGUGACCCAAAGCACACAUCCAAGUUGACCGAGGCAUGGCUUCAGAAAAGGAAAAUCAAAGUCAUGGAAUGGCCCAGUCGGAGCCCAGACCUCAGUCCCAUCGAAAUAUGUGGAAUGACCCAGAGAGCUGUACACAGGAGAUCCCCUCGCAAUUUGAAGGAACUUGAACUUUUUUUUUUACAAAGAGGAGUGGGAUAAAAUUCCAAAGUCUAGAUGUGCAAAGUCAGUACAGACUUGCUUCACAAAGACUUGCUGCUGUAAUAAGGGGCUUCCACCUGGGGCAGGGUGUGCAGGCUUACGCAAAUGUGGGUGUUGUAGUUUUGUUCCUAAUUAGCAGGUUUUUUUUCCUUGGAUUUUUGUUUGCUGGAAGAUCACAUUAAAAAUUGUAUGGCAGACGUUUAUGUUGCAUUUCUACCUUUACAUUUAAAAAAACCUGCAAUUUCAUAAGGGUGUGCAAACUUUUUUUUAUCCACUGUACACAGCCUAAGAUCCAAUCUGAAAGGUAAGGUGGAGAAGAAUGAAAAUGGUCAGUUUUUUAUUGUCGUACCCAUUUUGAAAACAUCCCCAAUUCGUAUUGGUUCUUUAAAGAUAAAUAAAUUGAAAUAAAAAGC